Messenger RNA from Diaporthe amygdali, 711 nucleotides. RefSeq lists its product as uncharacterized. Lineage: Eukaryota; Fungi; Ascomycota; Sordariomycetes; Diaporthales; Diaporthaceae. The record is from RefSeq and is a predicted model, not a curated record. Gene Ontology annotation, biological process: regulation of transcription by RNA polymerase II. The transcript has 2 exons. Bases 1 to 711 code for a protein of 236 amino acids. Gene Ontology annotation, molecular function: DNA-binding transcription activator activity, RNA polymerase II-specific.
AUGCGCCUCGAGGAGUGUCAGCACAAGGCCCUCUUAGGCUUUGCAGCCUUUACCACAUUGUACGCUGUAGCAGAGCCCAUACUCCGACCGAUCCGCCGAGACUGUGAGCCGGCAGACUUUGAUCCUGUGAAAGAGCUCCUGCACGCCAUUACGCUCGGCAGAAGUACGACGACUUUUGUUCGAAACCAGCUUGCAUCACAACCCUGGUUGGACUCAAUGGUGGUGUCGAAGUUCAGUACUGUUCGAAACGAGCUUGUGGACAACCUAGAGCUGCGGUUUCCACAGCUUGCUCUAAUCCGGGACCUGGUAGAACGCCACUGCAAGAAUGAGCAGAAGCAUGCAUGUCUCCAGGCCAUCACGACACUUUUUAACGAUAUUGCGUUUCUUGUGGACAAUGCAGGAGAUCCUCAACAGAUGAAGGUUAUCUGGGGUUGGGGCAACGAAGUUGACGCUGUGUUCCUGGCUAUGUGCUCGAAGCGGAACGCAGUGGCCCUUGUAAUUUUGGCGCACUAUGCUGUUCUCAUCAGUCUAAACACGGGCCUUUGGCACUUGCGGGGCUGGCCAGCGGCGCUUCUGCGGCACAUCGAGACCCUUCUCAUGGGAGAGUGGGACGAAGGACUUGACUGGCCUAGACAGGUGAUAUCUGGUGCAGCUACCUCAUGGACCAGCGCCUCCCCUUCUAUUACAGUGCCCACUACAGCAGAAUGCUAG